Saccharomyces cerevisiae S288C is the source of this 954-nucleotide messenger RNA. RefSeq names its product putative pyridoxal kinase BUD17 (gene BUD17). Gene Ontology annotation, biological process: pyridoxal 5'-phosphate salvage; water-soluble vitamin biosynthetic process. Gene Ontology annotation, cellular component: cytoplasm; nucleus. Gene Ontology annotation, molecular function: pyridoxal kinase activity. Lineage: Eukaryota; Fungi; Ascomycota; Saccharomycetes; Saccharomycetales; Saccharomycetaceae. The transcript has a single exon. The coding region runs from base 1 to 954 and encodes 317 amino acids. The record is from RefSeq and is marked reviewed.
AUGACCAGUACAUUACAUACGACAAAAAAAGUGCUCUCCAUUCAAUCACACGUCAUACAUGGCUACGUGGGAAACAAGGCCGCUACGUUCCCACUUCAAUACAGAGGUUGGGAUGUGGACGUAUUGAACACAGUUCAGUUUUCUAACCACUCGGGGUACGCCCACUUCACAGGCUUCAAAUGCAGCACUGAGGAGUUGGUAGACAUUGUAGAGAAGGGCUUGAUUGGGUCUCUUAGAAUCAAGUAUGAUGCCGUACUUAGUGGCUAUUUACCCAAUGUUCAAGCCCUGCAAAAGGUAGCAGGAAUAGUGGGUCAAUUAUGUGAGGGGAGUGAAAACGUCAAGUGGAUAUUAGAUCCUGUACUGGGCGAUAAUGGAAGGCUGUACGUGGAUCGAGAAUGUGUUGCGGUAUACCAAGACAUUUUACAAAACUUCAAAAUUUUUUUGGCCACACCAAAUCAGUUUGAAAUGGAACUGUUGGUGGGGAUGUCAAUUCGUACCUUAGACGACGCUAAGCAGGCAUUUAAACUAUUUCAUAAAAAGUACCCUCGAGUAAGCCGAAUAGUUGUCACUAGUCUGGAAUUAUCUGAAUUCCUGAGCAACGACACUUACGUAGUAGCAGGGUUUGAUUGCUCGGCCAGUGAAGAGAUAUUCUUCUAUGAAAUCCCCAAGAUCAACGCAAAAUUUAGUGGAAGUGGUGAUUUAAUCAGCGCCAUGCUCACUGACUCGUUACUAGGCGACCGCCGCUGCACACAGCUGUCAUUAAGCGCAUCCUUGGGCCAAGUGCUGUGGCUCGUCACCAGUAUCCUACAAAAAACGUAUGAUUUAAACAUAGCUGAGCGGGGCCCACAAGAUUCCACGAUAGAUAUCAAGGAUUUAAAGCUGAUUCAGUGUAGAGACAUCCUAAAGCAAGAUCUCAUACCCUCCAUUGGCAAGCCAAAAACCAUUAAAAUAUGA